Molecule: messenger RNA, 3573 nt
Organism: Choloepus didactylus (southern two-toed sloth)
Lineage: Eukaryota; Metazoa; Chordata; Mammalia; Pilosa; Megalonychidae
Gene: B4GALNT4
Product: beta-1,4-N-acetyl-galactosaminyltransferase 4
Exons: 20
Coding region: 55-3222 (1055 amino acids)
Cellular component (GO): Golgi cisterna membrane
Molecular function (GO): acetylgalactosaminyltransferase activity
Source: RefSeq, a predicted model, not a curated record
GGGGCCGCAGCGGCGCCGCUGAGCGCAGCCCGGGACGGGGCGCGGCCGGCCGAGAUGCCGUGGUGCCCGGUGAAGAAGAUCCGCAAACAGAUCAAGCUGCUGCUGCUGCUGCUGCUGCUCACCUGCGCCGCGUGGCUCACGUACGUGCACCUGAGCCUGGUGCGCCAGGGCCGCGCGCUGCGCCAGCGCCUGGGCUACGGGCGAGACGGUGAAAAGCUGACGGGUGUGACAGAUGGCCGGGGUGCCCGGGCCGUGCUGUCCACACAGAGGGCCGAGGACUCCAGUGAGAGCCGCGAGGAGGAGCCCGCGGCUGAAGGUCAGGACCCGAAUAUCCUGUUUCCCGGGGGGGCUGGGAAGCCACCCCCCCUGAACCUCACCCAUCAGACCCCCCCCUGGCGGGAGGAGUACAAGGGGCAGGUGAACCUGCACGUGUUUGAGGACUGGUGCGGCGGGGCCGUGGGCCACCUGCGGAGCAACCUGCACUUCCCACUGUACCCCCACAUUCGCACCACUGUGAAGAAGUUGGCUGUGUCCCCCAAGUGGAAGAAUUACGGGCUUCGGAUUUUCGGCUUCAUCCACCCAGCAAGAGAUGGCGACGUCCAGUUCUCUGUGGCUUCAGAUGACAACUCUGAGUUCUGGCUCAGCCCCAACGAGAGCCCGGCGGGGGCCCAGCUCAUGGCCUUCGUGGGCAAGACCGGCUCGGAGUGGACGGCACCUGGAGAAUUCACCAAGUUCAGCUCCCAGGUGUCCAGGCCCAGGCGGCUCAUGGCCUCCCGGAGAUACUACUUUGAGCUGCUGCACAAACAGGACGACCGAGGCUCUGACCACGUGGAAGUGGGCUGGCGAGCUUUCCUGCCCAGUCAGAAGUUCGACGUCAUCGAUGCGGCCCACAUCUCGCUCUACACAGACGAGUCUACCCUGAAGAUGGACCACGUGGCGCAUGUACCCCAGUCUCCAGCCAGCCACGUGGGGAGGCCUCUGCUGCGGGCGGAGCCCAGCGUUGACAUGCUGCGGCCGGACCCCCGAGACACAUUCUUCCUCACUCCUCGGUUGGAGCCCUCGAGCCUGGAGGACGUGUUAGAGCCGUGCGCCUACGCCCCCACCUACGUCGUCAAGGACUUUCCCAUCGCGAGAUACCAGGGGCUGCAGUUUGUGUACCUGUCCUUCGUUUAUCCCAAUGACUACACGCGCCUCACUCACAUGGAGACAGAGAACAAGUGCUUCUACCGGGAGUCACCUUUGUACUUGGAAAGGUUUGGGUUCUAUAAAUACAUGAAGAUGGACAAGGAGGAGGGCGAGGGAGACGCCGAGCAGGAGGUGCAGCGCCGAGCCUUCCUCUUUCUCAACCCCGACGACUUCCUGGACGACGAGGACGACGGGGAGCUGCUCGACAGUCUGGAGCCCACCGAGGCGUCCCCUCCGCAGAACCGGCGCCAGGUCCCCUCCCCGGCAGCGCACGACCCCGCCCCGACCGCGGCCGGAGCCACCCCAGUCCCGCCGACCUCCCCCGGCCCACGGGACAAGCGGCACCCCCGGCGCUCGCGGGCGCUGAGCUGGGCCGGCCGGGGCGCCCCGCCUCUGCCCUUCCUUUUGGGCCGCGCCGCGUCACCCCGCGCUGCCGCCGAGCAUCCGCCCUCGAAGGUGUAUGUGACGCGGGUGCGGCCCGGACCGCGAGCGCACCCCCGGGCCCCGGCACGGCUCAGUCCCCGCGGCGCGCCCUGGCCGCCCUUCCCCGGCGUCCUCCUCCGCUCCAGACUUCGGCCCAGGGUGCAGCUGCGGGCGCCCCCACGCCCGCCCCGGCCCCGCGGCCACAGGACCAGCGGCCCCCAGGCCAGGGAGCGGCGCGCGGACGCCCCCACGCGACCCCCGGCCCGGGCGCAAGCCACCCCGAGGGCCUGGGAGGGCCAGGAGCGCACGCCGGGACUCGCCGCGCCCACAGCCGACACGAACUCAUCAGAGGCGUGGCCGGUGACCUCCUUCCUGAGCGUGUCCCAGGUGUCCGGGCCCCAACCGCCCCGGAAGGGCCAGGAGGAGGAGGAAGAAGGGGGAGAAGAUGGCGGCCCCGGCGACGAGGCCGCGUCGGAGGACAGCGAGGAGGCGGCGGCCGGCCCAGGCACGCGCCGCGGCCGCUGGCGGGAGGACGCCAUUGACUGGCAGCGCACGUUCAGCGUGGGCGCCGUGGACUUCGAGCUCCUGCGCUCCGACUGGAACGACCUGCGCUGCAACGUGUCGGGGAACCUGCAGCUGCCGGAGGCCGAGGCAGUGGACGUGGUGGCGCAGUAUAUGGAGCGGCUCAACGCUCGCCACGGCGGGCGCUUCGCGCUUCUGCGCAUUGUGAACGUGGAGAAGCGCCGCGACUCGGCGCGCGGGAGCCGCUUUCUCCUGGAGCUGGAGCUGCAGGAGCGCGGGGGCGGCCGCCGGCGUCUAUCCGAGUACGUCUUCCUGCGGCUGCCGGGGGCUCGCGUCGGGGACGCGGACGGAGGGAGCUCCGCGCCCGCGCCCGCCGCCUCCGCGCGCCCCGACGGCCGCCCGGAGCUCUGCCGGCCGCUGCGCCUGGCCUGGCGCCAGGACGUGAUGGUGCACUUCAUCGUGCCAGUGAAGAACCAGGCGCGCUGGGUGGCGCAGUUCCUGGCGGACAUGGCCGCGCUGCACGCCCGCACGGGGGACUCGCACUUCAGCGUCGUCCUGGUGGACUUUGACAGCGAAGACAUGGACGUGGAGCAGGCUCUGCGCGCGGCGCGGCUGCCCGGGUACCAGUACCUGAGGCGAACCGGGAACUUCGAGCGCUCGGCCGGGCUGCAGGCGGGAGUGGACGCCGUGGAGGACGCCAGCAGCAUCGUCUUCCUCUGCGACCUGCACAUCCACUUCCCCCCCGGCAUCCUGGACAGCGUCCGCAAGCACUGCGUGGAGGGCAGCCUGGCCUUCGCGCCCGUGGUCAUGCGCCUGCGCUGUGGGAGCUCCCCGGGGGACCCGCACGGCUACUGGGAGGUGAACGGCUUCGGUCUCUUCGGGAUCUACAAGUCGGAUUUUGACCGAGUUGGGGGCAUGAACACUGAGGAAUUCCGAGACCAGUGGGGGGGCGAGGACUGGGAGCUCCUGGACAGGGUCCUGCAGGCAGGGCUGGAGGUGGAGCGGCUCCGACUCCGGAACUUCUACCAUCACUACCACUCCAAGCGGGGAAUGUGGGACGCUCGGAACCGGAAGGGCUCCCGGACAGGCUGACCUUGAAGAGGGGUGUCAUGACCCCUCCCAGCCCCCAGCCAGCAUCCUGCUGCUGGGCUGGAGGCCGGGCUCUGAGCCUGGACACCUGGGUCCUGUGGGGGCUGGCCAGAGCGGUACAGGGGCCACCGGGCACUGGCUGCUCUCUGGCCCCGCCGAGGCUGCUGCCCCCUCGCUGGCCCCGGCCCCCCAGAUGGCCGUCUUCACAGAUCGGGGCUGGGCUUGGUCCCCACACUCUGUGCGAUGAUUUCUGUGAAAUUUUGCUGUAGCGAUGACAUUGUUUUCAGGAUUUCCAAGAGUUCUGUCUGUUCCAUUUUUUAUUCAGAAUGAAAUAAAUAUUUUUUUUAGUUCUGA